GUGGCCACUCGGAGGAGCAAGCCAAAGAUACAACACGUAUCGGAGACGCCAGGCGUCUUUGGGACUUGGGGGAAUAUAACUGUUAGUUAAAAUAUACAGCGAAAUGCUUGAAGAAGGGGAAAAGUAAUUGGUCGUAAUAUAGUUGAGGGACUUGAUACAUCUUGUAAUCAUAGUGAAUGCCCCAAUCAAAGCGUUGGAACAAGAUCAACAAGUGAAAUCCGUGACAAAAAAAAAACGACAUCGAGUCCCUGUAGAUACUGCCUACACUAUGGUGCGUGCAGGCCUGGUGACUGCCACCAGUCUGGCUCUGACUGGCGCUGUGAUUGCCCAUGCCUACUUUCUCAAACACCAGUUCUACCCCACUGUGGUCUACCUCACUAAGAGUAGCCCCAGUAUGGCAGUGUUGUACAUCCAGGCGUUUGUGUUGGUGUUCCUGUUGGGAAAGUUCAUGCGUAAAAUCUUCUUCGGACAGCUGAGAGCUGCGGAGAUGGAGCAUCUGAUAGAGCGAUCCUGGUAUGCUGUCACAGAGACGUGUCUGGCCUUUACUGUGUUCAGGGAUGACUUCUCUCCCCGCUUCGUAGGCCUCUUCACCCUGCUGCUCUUCAUCAAGUGCUUCCACUGGCUGGCUGAGGACAGGGUGGACUUUAUGGAGAGAAGUCCUAAUAUAUCCUGGGUCUUCCACUUCAGGGUGUUCUCUCUCAUGGUGUUGCUGGGAAUCCUGGACUUCCUGUUUGUUAACCAUGCCUGUCACAGUAUCAUCACCCGAGGGGCCUCUGUCCAACUAGUCUUUGGAUUUGAGUAUGCCAUCCUGAUGACAAUGGUGCUCACCACCUUCAUCAAGUACACCCUCCACACUGUUCACCUCCAGAGUGACAACCCCUGGGACAACAAAGCAGUCUACAUGCUCUACACCGAGCUCUUCACUGGUUUCAUCAAGGUCCUCCUGUACAUGGCGUUCAUGACCAUCAUGAUAAAGGUGCAUACCUUCCCCCUAUUCGCCAUCCGGCCCAUGUACCUGGCUAUGAGGCAGUUCAAGAAAGCAGUAACAGAUGCCAUAAUGUCACGGCGAGCCAUCCGCAACAUGAAUACACUUUACCCAGAUGCCACUCCUGAAGAUCUGCUGGCUUCAGACAACGUGUGUAUCAUCUGUCGUGAAGAGAUGGUGACUGGAGCCAAGAAACUUCCCUGCAAUCAUAUCUUCCACUCUAGUUGCCUUCGCUCCUGGUUCCAGAGACAGCAGACGUGUCCUACAUGUCGUAUGGAUGUCCUCCGGGCCUCUAACCCCAAUCAGCCCCCCACCCCAGCGCCUGCCCAGCCCCCUGCCCCAGCAGCACCCGCCAACGCCCCUGUCCCUGGGAACGUUGGCCCUGGAAUGAUGCCCCACUUCCCCCCAGGGCUGUUUCCUUUCUGGGGGCCCUUCCCUGGAGCGGCUCCCCCUGCUGGUGCUCCCGGUGCCCCAGGGGCCACAGACGCCCCUGGGGCCACAGAGGCGGCUCAGGCUCAGGGCGCUGGUACCAGUCAUUCCACAGGGGCCAGUGCUGCUCCUGCUCCAGGAGGCCCUAUGCCUGGGUUCCCCUUCCCCUCCUUCCCACCCCCACCGUUCCCCUCAGCUCCGUGGCUGACUAUGCCACCACCUCCACCAUUUGUGUCAUCCAUGCCCCCUCCUCCCCCGGCCCUGUCCACCAUGUCAGAGGCUGAGCUGAGGGAGCUGGAGCAGGAGGGCCGUAGAGGCCUGGAGGCCAGACUGCAGUGUCUCCACAACAUCCACACUCUACUGGACGCUGCCAUGCUCAACAUCCACCACUACCUCACUACCGUCGCCACGCUCACUCCUCCUCAGUCAGAAACCAGCAGCGCUGCUGGCGAGGCCAGCGGAUCAUCUCCUCCCUCCACUAGUGCAGAAACCCGGGAGAACCAGGAGAAUGACUCUCAGAGCAGUACAGCCGCUGAACCUGAAGCUGUGAAUGGGGCCACAGGUUUCUCCCAGCCAGACUCUACCACGUUGGGCGACAGUGAAGACCAGCGGGAUGAAGAGGAAGGAGAUGGAGAGGAAGUCGGCGAAGACGGAGAGCCCAACCCUUCAGAGCUGAGGCGCCGUCGUCUCCGCAAACUCGAGACCACACCCCCUCCUCCUGACCACUGAUACAUGCCUACUGAUGCAUUCUGGGAACUGACUUAUCAAUCAAUACAUUAUUGAUUACCAAUCAAUAAUAAGAGAUGUAUUUUAUUUUUUCUCUUUUUUUCCCCCUCCUGGCUCUGCGUUUUGUGCUGUUUAAACUCAGACAGCCAAGAGAGAGGAAGAAGGAACAACCGUUUUGUUGUUGGAACAUAUUAAAAGCAAGAUUAUUUUAUUUUUCAACUGCCUGACAUCUUACGAUCCAUAUGCAGGUGUUUUGUUUCACCACUCUUCACCCAAUACUGAGGAGUGAUAUUCAAACACACAGACCAGAACUUCUUCAAAUACAGACCUGAACGGAGACCGGACUUCUUCGAAUACAGACCUGACCGGAGACCGGACUUCUUCGAAUACAGACCUGACCGGAGACCGGACUUCUUCGAAUACAGACCUGACCGGAGACCGGACUUCUUCGAAUACAGACCUGACGGAGACCGGACUUCUUCGAAUACAGACCUGAACGGAGACCGGACUUCUUCGAAUACAGACCUGACCGGAGACCGGACUUCUUCGAAUACAGACCUGACCGGAGACCGGACUUCUUCGAAUACAGACCUGACCGAAUACAGACCUG
Oncorhynchus gorbuscha (pink salmon) is the source of this 2750-nucleotide messenger RNA. Its product is annotated as E3 ubiquitin-protein ligase synoviolin-like. The record is from RefSeq and is a predicted model, not a curated record. Gene Ontology annotation, cellular component: cytoplasm. Bases 269 to 2143 code for a protein of 624 amino acids. NCBI's taxonomy places the organism in Eukaryota, Metazoa, Chordata, Actinopteri, Salmoniformes, Salmonidae. The transcript has 16 exons.